Aspergillus candidus is the source of this 495-nucleotide messenger RNA. RefSeq lists its product as uncharacterized. NCBI's taxonomy places the organism in Eukaryota, Fungi, Ascomycota, Eurotiomycetes, Eurotiales, Aspergillaceae. Bases 129 to 296 code for a protein of 55 amino acids. The transcript has a single exon. The record is from RefSeq and is a predicted model, not a curated record.
GGUUCUGCCACGCCCUUUUCAUCACUCCUGUUCCCGACAACAACCUCAACUAUACUACACCCCUCCACCUAGCGAUUGCUGCUAUCACCAAUUUCCAACCGUGGCAGCUGGCAAAUCCCCCUCGUUCCAUGGCAGUGGCGGGUAACCUAUCGCCUCUUGAGGAUCAGUACCAGAAAGAGUUCUACCGCUGUCUUUUUCCUAUAUUGGAUGGCCAUGUGAUAAUGUCGCCCGAGUUCAUCAUCGACUCAGGGCCCAAGGGUGGCACGAUUGACUUCCUUGUUGCUGGGAAGAAGUGAGGGUUAGAGCUUGUCCGAGAACGUGAUCGGCUCGUGGAACAUAUGAAAAGGUUUGAAACCGGUGGUCAAUAUUACAGCACGAUGCAAACAGGAGAAAUGGAACGAUAUAUCGUUCUCGACUUUACAAAUACGGCACCAAAGAAACCUCGUCCAGGUGACACGUCCCUGACAUCUCUUUUUCUCUUGACUAAUAUCUUCU